Messenger RNA from Asterias rubens (European starfish), 2107 nucleotides. Its product is annotated as oxygen-dependent coproporphyrinogen-III oxidase-like. Gene Ontology annotation, cellular component: mitochondrial intermembrane space; cytoplasm. Gene Ontology annotation, molecular function: coproporphyrinogen oxidase activity. NCBI's taxonomy places the organism in Eukaryota, Metazoa, Echinodermata, Asteroidea, Forcipulatida, Asteriidae. The transcript is spliced from 14 exons. The coding region runs from base 261 to 1397 and encodes 378 amino acids. The record is from RefSeq and is a predicted model, not a curated record.
CUACUUGACACGCACGCAUGCGCACACUUCGAGGUUAAAAGUUUAUCGUCUGCUAAAUAUUGUUACGUGACAAAAAAAUGUGUGUGAAGUGUUUGUGUAAAACAUGACCCUUUUAAAAGAGCUGUGUCAUUUAUCAUAUUUCCAUUCAGAAUUUAGAGAAAGUGCAACAAGGCGGCAUACAUAGCUGAGAUCUUUUGUAUUGUCUACGCUGCUAUUUGCUAGCUAUUUUCAGUGGAUACUUCAUACUCGAGUCAACGAAAAUGGCUUCGACCACUUCCAGAUUGCGAGCCAUUUUUAAUUCGGCAUCCAGACCUCUGAUUGUUGGCUCUGUUGUAGGUGCUUUUAUUUGCUAUGGGACAUACAAACAACAACAGAAACCAAUACAUGCAAAGACCAUCAUGAGUACCCCAGCACUAAAACCGAUUUCAUUCAUGGCAGAGACGAUCACUCCAGCCGCUACCCUUGCCGAGAAUGGUAAUGAAAUGAAAUCCAAAAUGGAGCUCUUCAUCAUGAAAACUCAAGCUGAGCUCUGCAAAACCCUAGAGGGAAUUGAAGGCGACAAGAAGUUUCUUGUGGACAGAUGGGAGCGGCAAGAGGGAGGAGGUGGUGUGACGUGUCUGAUAGAAGAUGGCAAGGUUUUUGAGAGGGCAGGGGUCAAUGUUUCAGUGGUCAGUGGGCACCUAACAGCGAAAGCUGUUGCCCAAAUGAAAUCAAGGGGAAAACAACUAGAGGCAGGAAAGAAGCUUCCAUUUUUUGCUGCUGGAGUCAGCUGUGUGAUACACCCGCGAAACCCCAUGAUUCCGACUCUGCAUUUCAACUACCGCUACUUUGAGGUGGAUCAGGACGGAGAGAAGCAGUGGUGGUUUGGAGGAGGAACAGACCUCACCCCUUAUUACUUGGAUGAAGAGGAUGUGAAACAUUUCCAUGGUACAUUGAAAAAAGCCUGUGACAAACACAACCCUAAACACUAUCCAGCGUUUAAGAAAUGGUGUGACGACUACUUUGUUGUUCACCACCGAGGUGAGAGGCGUGGUGUAGGAGGAAUCUUCUUUGAUGAUCUAGAUACUCCUACUCAAGAUGAUGUCUUUGCAUUUGUUAAGGAAUGUGCCAAUGCCGUCAUACCCAGCUAUGUUCCUCUCAUCAAGAAGCAUAUGAAUGAUGGAUAUGGACUAAAAGAAAGAGAAUGGCAGUUGAUUAGAAGGGGAAGGUACGUCGAGUUCAACCUUGUGUAUGAUAGAGGUACAAAGUUUGGGUUGUUUACACCUCAAGCAAGGAUUGAGAGCAUUUUGAUGUCAUUACCUCAGUGUGCAAAAUGGAGGUACAAGCAUGUCCCCGUCGAGGGUUCAAAAGAAGACGACUUGAUGAAAGUUCUCAAAGUCCCAAAAGAUUGGCUUUGAAGCAUCAUAUGGGGUAGGUAAUCAAAAGUAAUGCCUACACAAAUCACUUUUGACUGAAGUGAGGACUGUAGCACCGCAGUUCCUAAACUUAUAAGAGAUCCUGUCAUACAACCUGGAAUCAUUUUGUGGAGACAACAAAACAAAUUAAUGUGCCGACCUGGACAUCAGGUAGGCUUCACUUAAUCUCUUCAUCUAUUUUAUUUGUGGGAGGCUCCCUUACUUGUUAGCUCAAUAUCUACGCUUAUUAGGUUUAUCGUGCAUUUUUAUGGUGAAAGUUUUAUGGAAUAAUUUAUGGAUUUAUUGGGGGUGUUUUGUAGUUGCAAAUAUUUAUUUUGUUUUAAUAGGUCUAAUCGAUAAUGAGAAGUUAAUAUUUUCUUACAUCCAUCAAUCUUAUAAUUGUUAUAAUGUCUUUGAACACAAAGUAUUGGAGGUAAAUUGAACAAAAAAGAUAAUGACAUUUCGUAUAAUUUUUUUAUAAAGAACACCGUGUUUGUUUAAUUCAAGGGAUCUUACCCAGUCUAACAAAGUCUUCCUUUUAAUUAAACUUCGUUUUGUUUAGUUUUCUUUCGCAAAGAAAGUAAAAAGUAGAGGAUUAAUCGUUUUGUCCCUAGUGUGAACACAGUGUAAGUAGGUCUACUGGUCUAUUGGUUGAUCCAAUGUAGUAUUUUGAAUAUUUUACACAUACUUAUAUUCGCACAAAAUAUCUGAAC